AUGCUGCCCCAACGAAUUGUGCGCUCCUCUGCCCUGCGCAACGGCCUUGUCGCUGCUCGCCGCGCGCCAAUUGUCCAGCGCCGAGCCUAUCUUCCGACGCAUUUCGCCGACAAAAAGACUCUCGAUGAGAAAUACCCCGACCCACCUACGAUGACUGCGGCCGAAGACCCUGAGAUGAAUGGCGGUUACAUCAACCCUCCUCGCGUCAAGCGCCAGCACCGUGACCCCUAUGCGCAGUGGUGGGACCCCCAGGAGCGCCGUAACUUUGGCGAGCCCGUCCACGAAGACAACGACGUGCUCGGUAUCUUCUCACCCUGGGAAUAUACCUGGACCACAACUGGCCCCGGCCUCAUCAUGAUUGGCACUUUCGUCGCGACUUUCCUCGGUGUCUGCGGACUUGUUUAUCUCAACUACCCCGAUAGACCAUCAUAUCCCCGUGAAUUUGAGGGUGGCCUCGAGAAAGAGCUUGGUGGACCCGGCGCCGUGAGGGCACGCAUGGAGGGCGAUGAAGAUCCUUGA
This is a messenger RNA of Cordyceps fumosorosea ARSEF 2679, 519 nucleotides long. Its product is annotated as NADH:ubiquinone oxidoreductase 20.1kD subunit. The record is from RefSeq and is a predicted model, not a curated record. Gene Ontology annotation, cellular component: mitochondrion. The transcript is spliced from 3 exons. NCBI's taxonomy places the organism in Eukaryota, Fungi, Ascomycota, Sordariomycetes, Hypocreales, Cordycipitaceae. The coding region runs from base 1 to 519 and encodes 172 amino acids.